Molecule: messenger RNA, 1413 nt
Organism: Kluyveromyces marxianus DMKU3-1042
Lineage: Eukaryota; Fungi; Ascomycota; Saccharomycetes; Saccharomycetales; Saccharomycetaceae
Gene: HSM3
Product: Hsm3p
Exons: 1
Coding region: 1-1413 (470 amino acids)
Source: RefSeq, a predicted model, not a curated record
AUGGGUAGCAUAGAGUCAGAUAUCGAUAAAUUAACUUUGAAACUUGGAAAUGAGGAGAUUUCGCCAGAUAUUAACCAGUUAAUGGAAAAGUUAACGUUGAACUUAACAUCAUCAAGUAAUCUAGAUAAGGAUGUGAAGCCUUUAUUACACUCUAUUAAAAACUUUCUUUUGCACUCAGACAUUGAAUUUUUUGACUAUGACUUGUUAAUUGAGCUUUUAGAUGCAAUAGUUGCUUUAUGUCCGUUUGAAGAUGUUCUAGCCGUGUUUUCCGUUGAUGACCUAGUUGCUGCUCUUGAAAGUGGGAGUAGAUCAUUGAUUACCACCGUGUGUAAGGUUAUUUCUGCAGCUUAUCCAAGAGAUAUAUUUGCUGGUACACCUUUAAUAGAUGAGUUAUUGAAGCUAUAUUUUGAUGAUUCCGCAGUAGUUUCGAUUAUUAGCGAACUCGAAAAGACUUUCGAUACAUUGUCUACAAACCAAUUGAAUAGAAGAAGAAUUCUAGAAAACAAUCUCCCAACCAUUAUGAAUGCAAAGAACUCUAAUAACUCUACAACUUUUUGCCGUUUGUUAGAUCUAUUGAAGAUGUUGGCGGCAAACGUUUCAUUUGAAGAGUUCAGAAAGGACACAUUCUCAGUGGAUGAGAAAACGAUCAGAGAAGCAAUGGAAAAUGAUGUGUUAGUCUUCAUCCAUAUAUGCCAGUAUGUAUGUGAACUGCUGAAUUUAGUUAUUAAAGGACAUGGCAAGGAAUGGAUUGUAAGAUAUAUUGACAAGACCUUCGAUAUUUUCGGUGAGGCAUACGCAAGAAGAGAUGAGUUAUAUGAUGUAUCUCAUUUUGCCAAUUCUUAUUUGCUUCGAAUCUUCUCUAAAAUAUCAUAUCUCGAUGAGAAAUCAUAUAUUAAAAAUCUUGAACUCAGACACUUCCCGUUGUCUGUGGAUAAACCUUAUUGUGUGGAUUUUCUAACCGUUCUAAAUCCCAGUUAUAUUGUUAAGUCUCAUAAAGAACUAUUGCAAGAACUAAACCUACGGCCAAGAAAUGUGCAUAUGUUUGUCAAUCUCAUAAAAGAUGAAGAAUGCUUUAAUAUUAUCAAGGACGAAAUAAACUCGAAAUCUUUAGAAGCGAUGCCUUACUUAGAACAAAUGUUUUUGCUAGUGGGUUUGACAUCUGAAUUGUAUGGAAUUCAUCAUCUAACGCAUAACAUACCAGCAAUUAUGAACAAUUUAAUUGAUAGUGGCAAUAAUGUAACCGAACAAGUGUGCUUUGACCUAAGACAGAAAGUUUUUGAAAACCUUUUGGAUGCCGAUCCUCAAGAAUUAUCGAUUUGGCUAAUACCAUUGCAAUCUGAGUACUCUAAUAUUUUGAAUGGUAGAAGUAAACGUUUGUCAGAAAAGCACAAGGUGGCUGAUGAGUAUAUAUAA